CUUUUCCCUUUUCAUUGGCUUUUGUCUCCCUCUGCUGGACGUUGUACGAACAUUCCCAUUCAGUUGUACGGUACUUCUGAACGCGCACGUGUUGUGAUGUGUUUGCAGCCUUGAGGCGGAGAUGUCACUGCACGAUUAGGCACUGCCCGGCCUAUGUCCCAUUGCCGUGAUGCUCAGCCUGGUUCCGUGCAGCCGCCGUGCUGUGGGAUCCGGACUGAGGUGCGGAGGCCCCGGGCCGCCUCAGUCCCACCCCCCCGUGACGCCGCUCCCAGCCCGAGCCAAUCCGCUGUGCCCGGCACAUUCAAACGGGGCGGGAGGAAGGAGCGAGCCGAGCUCGGGGCGCACGGAGGGGAAGAGAAGGGUUCUGUGAGAAGAAGCAACCAAAUAUAAUAUUUUAGGAAGUUGUUGUAUUUACUACAGUCCUAAUGUUAACUUGUUUGAAGACAAAAUGCCUGUUUACACAGAUUACAUAAGAAAGUCCUCGAAGUCACCACGUUCUACCCCUUUGCAGAAUGUUUCUUCACAGAAUUCCUUUACCAGCAGCAAAAUGUUGGGGCAGCAACUGGCAUCGCAGGUGUCAGUGGAAGACCAGGACAGUCUUCAUUCACGUUCCCAAAAUAAGUCUGAGGAAGUAAAUAGGACCUAUGUGAUCUCAGCCUGUAAAAAUGGGGAUGAUGCAUCACUGACACCGAAACCUCGGGACAGAUUAAUGCUCCAGAGGAGAACUAGAACGGGCAAAAGCUUGGCAUCAAGUAGUGAACAGUCUGGUAAAGAUACACCCCAGGGCACAGAGAAUACGCAAGUGGAGAAAAGGCUUACCCUGCAGAGGCGUGUAAAGAGUGGUUCUAUAGAAAAGAGUAAAAUUAAUGGGAAUGCUGUACCUGGAGCAGAAAACAGCGUCUCUGAUGCAGAAACAAAACACAAGAUUGCACUUCAACCCAAUAUUUGUAAUGAUACCCAUUAUAUUAAACCAAGCUGUAAGUUAGCUGAGGGUCAGCAAGUUACAAAGUUGAAUUAUAAGUCCAAUAGCAAAGAUUUGUUUGAUGUUGAAAACGAUGGCUGCACGCGCUCAAAAUGUACGAUGAGCGGUGCUGAUGCAAGGCUUCAAACAGAAGCUCCUGUGUCAGAGCAACAAGCUGCCUCAAACUAUGUUGAUCGGAUAUCAGGAGAGCAGCUGAAUGAAAAAGGUGAUAUAAAAAGAAUGGCUGCAAGGCUACGGUUACAACAAUUAAAGCACAACAGCUUGGAAAGACCAAGAACACCGACAAAAGCUUGGACAGAAGAAUUUAAGCUUACACCAAAGAACAGCACUUAUCAGGUUAAGUCAUCUCUACCUGCUUCAAGCAAACCAACAGCUAAUCUUCCAGCUGUGUCAGAAAAGAAAACAAGCUCUCCUCCUGUGGGUAGAAGUGCAAAAGCAGACGAGAAUGCUGAAGCUCUAGCUGAAAACAACAGCAGUGAGAAAGAUAUUUUCAAAGUAGAAAACAGCAAAGUCAUUGUAGCUGUGCGUGUGCGGCCUUUCAGUAGCAGAGAGAAAAAGGACAACUUGCUCCCUGUAGUAUCUAUGAGUGGAUCAGAGACGUCUGUACGAAAUCCAAGCACAAACCAACUUUACAACUUUAGUUAUGACUUCUCCUUUUGGUCCUUUGACAAGUGUCAUUCAAACUUUGCAAGCCAAGAAAUGAUUUAUAAAACGUUAGCAUUGCCGCUUCUAGAAAGAGCUUUUGAGGGAUACAACACUUGUCUUUUUGCUUAUGGGCAGACUGGUUCUGGAAAAUCUUACACGAUGAUGGGCUUUGAUGAAGACCGAGGAAUAAUUCCAAGACUUUGUGAAGAUCUUUUCACUCGAAUAGCGCAGACAAACCAGCAACAGGUCUUGUAUCACCUUGAAAUGAGCUAUUUUGAAGUUUACAAUGAGAAAAUCCAUGAUCUCCUUGUCUUUAAAGCUGAAGGCAGACAGAAGAAACAGCCACUUCGUGUAAGAGAACAUCCGGUGUUAGGACCAUAUGUGGAAGACCUAACAGUGAAUGUUGUCAGUUCUUACUCAGAUAUCCAGAGUUGGCUUGAACUGGGAAAUAAGCAGAGAGCAACGGCUGCUACAGUAAUGAAUGACAAAAGUUCUAGGUCUCAUUCGGUCUUCACUCUUGUUAUGACACAAACCAAGGUAAAGUUUGUGGCUGAAGAACAACGUGAUCACAGACUUACCAGUCAUGUAAACCUAAUUGAUUUAGCUGGCAGCGAAUGCUGCUCUACAGCUCAGACCACUGGAGAAAGGCUGAAGGAGGGUGUGAGUAUUAAUAAGUCACUAUUAACCCUUGGAAAAGUUAUUUCUGCGCUCUCCAAGCUGUCUCGAAAUGGAAAGAAAACUUUCAUUCCUUACCGGGAAUCUGUCCUUACCUGGUUACUAAAAGAAAGUCUUGGUGGAAAUUCACAAACUGCUAUGAUUGCCACAAUAAGUCCAGCUGCCAGCAGUACAGAAGAAACACUCAGCACUCUUCGCUACGCAAAACAAGCUUGUUCAAUUAUCAACAUGGCUAAAGUAAACGAAGAUGUGAAUGCCAAAUUAAUCAGAGAGCUGAGAGCUGAAAUCGAAAAACUGAAGGCAGCACAGAAGAGUGCUCAGAACAGGGAUCCGGAGAAAUACAGGCAUUAUUUGCAAGAAAUAACAUCCCUGAGGAUAAAAUUGCACCGACAGGAAAAGGACAUGACAGAAAUGCAAAGGGCUUGGAAAGCAAAACUUGAACAAGCAGAAAAAAGAAAACUAGAAGAUAUAAAAGAAUUGCAGAAAGCAGGAAUUGCAUUCAGAAUGGACAAUCGUUUGCCAAACCUUGUCAAUCUGAAUGAAGAUCCCCAGCUUUCUGAAGUGCUGUUGUAUAUGAUUAAAGAAGGAAAAACUACAGUUGGAAGGUAUACAGCCAAUUCAAAACAUGACAUCCAGCUUUCCGGUGUGUUAAUUGCUGAUGAUCACUGCAUUAUAGAAAAUACUGCUGGCCAAGUAAGUAUUAUUCCACUGAGAGAAGCGAAGACAUAUGUAAAUGGAAAAUGCAUUGUAAACCAAACAGUUCUGCAUCAUGGUGAUCGAGUGAUCCUUGGUGGAGAUCAUUACUUCAGGUUUAAUCAUCCAGUAGAGGUUCAGAAGAUUAAAGGGCCGUCUUGUGGAACUACAAUUUUGCAUGAUGGUCCUAAAGACUUUGAGUUUGCAAAGAAUGAGCUGCUUGUUGCACAGAGAGCACAGCUUGAAUCAGAAAUUGAAGAGGCACGACUCAAAGCCAAGGAAGAAAUGAUGCAAAGUGUCCAAAUUGCAAAAGAGAUGGUUCAGCAAGAACUGACGUCACAAAAAGAAGCUUAUGAAAGCAAAAUAAAGUCACUGGAAGCAGAGGUGAGAGAAGAAUCUCGUAAGAAGCAAGUGCAAGAAUUGAACAAUCAAAAGGCUGCUAGUAAAAUACAGGAAUUAGAGAUGGCAAAGCAAAAUCUUGAGCUAGAACUGCACUUCAACAAGAAGCGCUUGGAAAUGGAAGCCCUAGCUACUAAGCAGGCUCUGGAAGAUCAUACUAUUCGUCAUGCAAAAAUACUUCAAGCUCUAGAAGAUGAGAAACAGAAGAUUGCUGAAGAAAUUGAAAGCCUUCAGAAGAAUCGUGGAAGUGGGAAUAAAGCUAUGAAUACUGCUCUUAACUGGAAUUCUUUGAAAUUAUCUGUGAUGAUCAAAGAGGCCAACACCAUUAGUAAUGAAUUAAGGAAAAACACUGUUUUUAACAGGCAUGAGAAAAUCGAUGAUAGAACAGGAUCGGUUUCUUCUGUUCAAGUGCAGGUUCGUAACCUGAAACUGGGUAUAGCAACUUUCUGGAGCCUGGAGAAAUUUGAAAGCAAACUAGCAGCGAUGAAAGAACUCUAUGAGAGUAAUGAUAGCAAUAAAGCUGCUGAUGUAUUUUAUGACCCUGCUGAUGAAUGGGAACCUGACCUUUCAGAUGCCUCAGUUUCUUCACUUUCCAGGAGAAGUAGAAGUUUCAUGAAGAACAAGAGAAUUUCUGGAUGUUUGUCUGGUAUAAAAUUGCAGCCAAUCCAGAGCACAUCAGCAUCCUAUAUAUCAGGUGCACAGGAUAAAUCCAGCAUACACCCAAACUGUUUUGAUUCUCUUCUUCCUGGAAUUUGCAAAGAAUCUAUAAGUUCAGCCUUAGAUUUAUUGGAACAGAAUGAUGAAGGAGGAAAAAGCAUUGCAGAUCAUCUGCUGAUUAAUUUGUUUACAAUUUCUUCUGGAGUUUCUGCUAUUUCUAAAGCCUACGAACAGCAAGAUGAAGAGUGUCAAAAAAAUUUUAUCUCUCUUGACCACGAUGCUCAGUCCUUCAGCAUCAAAAUUACCUCUGCUUUUGACCAGCUUGUGGUACUGACCAAGACUUGGCUUAACAAUGUGCAGAAGUGCGCUGGAUCUAUGAAGGUUGAUGAAGAAAUAAAACAGGAAGUAAAGAACUUGGGAGGUUAUUUACAGUUACUGUUGCAGGGCUGUUCUUCAGAUAUAUCCUCAAUGGUAACAGAAGCCCAGAGCAAAGUCAACGAAGCAGUAAAACAGGCAAUGAAAUGCAUAGGACACCUGGCAGUGUUCACAGGAACUGAUAUUUCCUUUUUUGAAGAGAACAGUAUUCCUACAAUCAUUCUACAGGACUUCCUACACGCUGUUUAUGAUGGAGUGGGCUCAGGGCUGGAGUUGCUUACAGAUGCUAUACGGGAAAAAGCAACAAUGAUGCAGAAAGAACUAGUGAAACAAGUUCCACAGAAUGAGAUCCAAAGCCAAAUUAAGGAUAAUGCUGCAGCUUUAGCCAGGUUCCUUGAAAGUAAUGUCUCUCAUUGCGGAAAGGUAAGAAUACAAUCUCAGUUACCAGAAGAAGAAUGUCUGUAUCAGGAAAUAAAGAGAAGCUCUAACAUUGCUGCAAAAUAUUUGGAACUAGAGCGGUGUCUAUCUGAAGUCCAUCAGAUCGUUUCUUCUACCUUACAAGGGUCGUUCAGAAACACGAGCCUGCUGAGGAGCUUUGCGGGAGAGAUUUCUAUCAUAGCUGGUUAUUUGAACAAUUAUUUCAGUUUACUUGCAUUGUCUUCUGCUUCUGCAAACAAUCCUUUCCAGAGAACACCUGUGCCAUUUAUGAACUUAGAUGAAUUGGACUCUCUUGUUGAUUCACUUAUUUUGAGUUUUGAACUUGAACAAGGACAGCCAGAACCAAAAUCUCAGGUUGCUUGUAAUGGAACUACUGAGACUGAAGGAAGACAAGUUGAAAUGGGUGAAGCAGAACUGCCUGGGAAACAGAAGGGAGUAGCAAAACACAUAUAUAAGCUCCAGUCGCCACCUGUACUUCCAGGGGAGCUCUCACCUGAUAGGAUGAUAGAGUGGGUAUGAAAUACUGCUAUCAGGAAUUCAGGGAAAUGUAUUUUCUUUACAUGAAGUGAAGGUAACAUAUUACUGAAUGCUAAUACGUACUGCUAGUAUUGGUUAGUAAAUGGUAUGAAAAUGAUAACUUUAUUGUAUUAUGUUAUGUGUGCCUAGAAUUUCCCAAGGAAAAAGAAAUCUAAGACAUUGUUAGAAUUUGAAAUAUAGCCUUUCUUUUAGUAGAACAAUAAUUUACUAUAAAAUAAACUUACAAGAAACAAUUAAAGACAAAAGUUUGGGGGAAAAAAGCCAUGAAGAACCAAAGAAAAUAGCACCAAAAUAGAACUUGGAUAUGAUGUGAAGUAAGAUACUAAAAACUGUUGGGGAAAAACAGGAAACAGUAUAAGCAUGUUAGAACAUUGUAUUUUAUGCCUUUGACUUGGGUGCUUGAAGGAAGGAGUAAUGGCAGUUAAGAAUGUGGUAGAUGAUGCAGGUGCCUAUUUUUAUUUUUUCUUAACGUUGUUGCUUCUCUGCAUUAUGAUCUACUGGUGCUGCAGCAACUUGAAAGUGUUUUUUAUGCCUUUAAUUUUUUUGAAAUACCAACUUCAUUUAAAAAACAAAAAACCAAAAACUUUUAUGCUUUGUUUAUAGAGGGAAAAGAGUAAAUAACACUGCCAAGUAUUUCACAAAUCCUUGUUUUUAGUGGUUUUGUAGUCUAUUUUGUCUUAAAGUAGAAGUGAUAAUGGUCUUCAACUCUGAAGCAAGUUUGUGUUGUGUUGCUGGAAGUUAUCUUUGGCUGCUCAACUCACUUUGAACUCACUGUUCAUAAUGAACUAGAAGCAUAGCAUUUACUAAAUAAAAUGCAUGUCAUCCUGUGAGGCUGUGGAGAGUUGCUCUGAAUUGCACAACCUCCAAGUAAAAGAAGAGCGCGUGUAUUACAGGCAUAGGACUAGUUAAGGUUCAAGUUUCACACUUACAAAGUGAAAAAUGAAGCAAAAAUAGAAAGUAUCUGACUAAAUCUAUGCACAUCUCUGGCUGUCUUCCAUGAAUGUUCUGUAAAUUCAGGUGACUCUGACAUGCUCUGGAAUUAUAACAGAACUCCCAUUGGUAAAUGUGGAAGGGUUUCAUCCACAUCACUGAUUUUAAAACAUCGUAUUCUACUGCUUUCUAGACAUGUGUUCGAUUAGCUUGCCAUCCUGCCUCAUUCUGAGGUAUAAUUUCUCUAGAUAUCUAUGUUGUGUUAUGGCCUGGACUUAACUGUGCUACUUUUUAAACUAUUUUAAAGACUGUCGCUGUUUGUUAUACGUAAUUAUUUCAUAUUCCUUUGUUACCAGGAUGUGAUUUGUUAAAAGGAUAGGGAACACACUUACAUCUUAGUCCUUCUUGUGGGUUAUUUCCUGCACUUUUACUUAUAGAAUGACAGGAGCAAUAGAAAAAAUGGAGCUAUGCUAGGCUAAAAAAAAAUGGCAUUCCCAAUCAGCUGCUUCCUCGUGCUUUUUCCCCAUAGAUAUUCCUUAACCAUUGACCUUCAGUCUGCUUGUUGGAGUCAGUGAAAACUAACAGCAGAAAUGAAAGUGUUUUAGAAUAUUUAUUCUUUAACACCAGAUUUCAGGAGACCUGGCCUUAGCACAUCAUACAACAGUGCUAAGAAAAUUAGGAUCUGAAACGUAAAUAUAUUCCUUUAUAUCAAAGCUUGGAAGCCAGAUAUUCAUGCCUCUCAUUUUUACUUCUGAGGGAAAGUGCACAGCAUCUUGAGAGUGCUGAUUUUUGAGAACAGUUCAGGCUUUCAGAACUAUUUUCUAUGAAUGGGCAAUAGUGAAGAGAAUCAAUCAUUCUUUUCCUUUGAGAAUUAAAUGGCUGUUUGCUGUUUUUGCACUUUUCUGCUUUGGAGGGAAAUGCAAUCAUGCGGAUCUAGUAAUGACUUAUCCAAAGGCUAGGGAACCUUAAUACUUUGUACAAAAAUGUCCUGCAGUGCUGUGCUAUCAUCAAAAGUAUUUAUCGGUAUUUAUUGUGUCUGCUAAUGUCUUUCUCACUUAAGGUGCUGUGUUGCUUAAUCACUUUCUUCCUGUAAGUCCCUUAUUAGAUUUUCAGGGGCUAACAAAGUGUAUUGAGUUCUCCAGUUUUUGUACUUUGAAUGCAGAGGAACUUGGUGUACGUGUACUUGUGGAAAUGUGUAUUUUUGUAUUUGGCUGAAAGCUUUUACAUACUGUAACUGAUUUUUCUGAAUCAUUUACCUUUGUGCUAAUGCUGUAAAGAGUGAUUGUGUUAACUUAUGGUUUUUACAACCUUAAAUGUAAAUUCCUUGUUGUUUUCUUCUGUAUAAAGUUGCUUUUGAGACCUUG
Molecule: messenger RNA, 7695 nt
Organism: Coturnix japonica (Japanese quail)
Lineage: Eukaryota; Metazoa; Chordata; Aves; Galliformes; Phasianidae
Gene: KIF14
Product: kinesin family member 14
Biological process (GO): microtubule-based movement
Molecular function (GO): ATP binding; microtubule binding; microtubule motor activity
Source: RefSeq, a predicted model, not a curated record